GCCAUUAAAGAAUCAGUCGCAGCCCAAUGACGACAUAUAUUUCAGAUUUAUAUAUAUCUAUAUAUAAUAUAUAUAUUAUUAAAAUGGGGGUUAUGGUAAAAUGGAAAAGUCUUUCCAUCUCUACAGGACAGUAAAAGGGAAAGAAAGUUGUCGCGGACUAGUGACGUCAUGUUGCGGCGACGGGAGGCGCGUGGAAAGCUCCUGAGGUGGGUGAGAGCCUGAGAGCGACUGACAGAGGAGGUGGCGGAUUAUUACGAAGACAUCAUGACGGUGAACACAUCAUCGCUCUGUUUCAGAAACAAGGCCAUUUUGGCUCCUAUGGUACGAGUUGGAACCCUCCCUAUGAGAUUGCUGGCUUUGGAUUAUGGUGCUGAUAUUGUGUACUGCGAGGAGCUAAUUGAUCUCAAGAUGCUUCAGUGCAAGAGAGUUGUAAACGAGGUGCUUGAAACAGUAGACUUUGUGGCGCCUAAUGAGCGAGUGGUGUUCAGGACCUGUGAAACGGAAAAGGACUCCGUUGUCUUUCAGAUGGGGACUGCUGAUGCUGAGAGAGCCCUAGCAGUAGCCCGACUUGUAGAGAAUGAUGUGGCUGGUAUUGAUGUCAACAUGGGAUGUCCCAAAGAAUAUUCCACUAAGGGAGGCAUGGGAGCAGCGCUCUUGUCUAAUCCUGAUCAGAUAGAAGCUAUUCUCACUACCCUUGUCCAAGCAAUCCGUAAGCCAGUGACCUGCAAAAUCCGGAUCUUGCCAUCAACAGAAGAAACAAUAAGUUUAGUGAAGAGGAUAGAAAAGACCGGCGUGGCUGCCAUUGCUGUUCACGGAAGGAAGAAAGAAGAGAGGCCUCAGCAUCCUGUCCACUGUGAUGUGAUCAAAGCCAUCUCGGAAGCCGUCUCCGUUCCGGUAAUAGCCAAUGGUGGCUCCCAUGACUUCAUCAAAGAAUAUUCUGACCUGCAGGCCUUCCAGCAAGCGACAGCAGCAUCCGCUGUAAUGGUGGCUCGUGCAGCAAUGUGGAACCCUUCCAUUUUCCAGAAGGAAGGAUCCCAGCCCCUGAAUGACGUCGUACGGGAAUAUAUCAAAUACGCUGUGCGGUACGAUAACCAUUACACCAACACAAAGUAUUGUUUGUGCCAGAUGUUAAGGGAGCAGCUAGAAAAUGCACAAGGGAAGCAGCUGCAUGCGGCACAGUCCUUGCAGGAAAUCUGUGAAGUCUUUGAAAUGAGUGGUUUUUACAAAGAAACAUCAGCACUUCUAGAGGCGAAAAAGGCUUCAUUGGAAACAAAGAACCAAGUUGAAGAUGACCAGAUGGAAGAUGCAGACGUCAUAAAGAUGGCGGUUAAAUUUGACAAGCGAGAAUAUCCCCCACAGAUUACACCCAAAAUGUGUCUUUUGGAAUGGUGUAGGAAAGAAAAACAUCCUCAGCCUGUGUAUGAAACGGUUGAAAGGCCGCUGGAUAGACUCUUCCGUUCUGUUGUCACAGUAGCCAAACAGAAGUACAGAUCGACCUUCUGGGAGAAGUCGAAAAAGUUGACAGAACAAGCUGCUGCCAUUGUCUGCUUAAGGACCCUUGGCCUGCCAGAGGGGAAGUGGAGCGAAGAAGCCGGUCACCUUGUGAGCAAACGCAAGAGGCCUGACCAAGAACUUUUGCGCAAUGGAGAACACAGAGACGAGCUUGUUGCGGAGUCUGCUUGUAAGAAACUUCAUUUUAUUCCUGGGGCUUCAGACGCCAGCGUUUCCUAGGCGUAGUUGCAGCAGGAAAUCAAACGUUGCUCAGCUCUGCAGCUGUGGAUUCCCCCCCUUCCCCACCCCUUGUAAUAAUCUCUCUUGUAUUUCUCUUGGAUGCCGUCGGUCGGAACAGAUUGGUCUGGAUUUUGAAAACCAUCCUAUACAACACCGUUGGCGUCCCACCGCUCACUUCUGGUGCCUUUGAAUGGAGAUAAACGAACAGCUCGCGGUUUUGCGAGCGAUAAGAUUGGUUCGAUAUUAAAAUUCCCUUUGUAGCAAAUUUCUUUGAAGGUGGAUUUGGAGGAGUUCGUACAAUUGUAUCAGUCUGAUUAAUGUCUACGGUUCAGUCGCAAGCUGUAACAGUCAUCUGAAUGUGAAUUUGUAGCCAGGAAAGGGUGGGACAGUGUGGAACACAAAUUGCUACGCCUGUUUUGCCCUCCUUGAUUUUACAAAAUGUACGCUUUUAAGAACAAUAUAAAAUUAUGACGACCUGACUAAUCCAUUGACAACAUUUGGCCUCUUGUUGAGCUCUUCAUUCUAUAACUACCAAUAAAAAUAUAUAUCUUGUCACUCCAGCUAUCAUGCUAGGUUCUGAUCGCAUGUACAUUUCUCUUGUUCUACAGUAUGCUGGGUCAAAAUAAGAUAGAAAGGAGAGAAAAAAACACCCUGUCCCCUGACAUCUACUUGCACUUCCCACCUAGCACAUGACAAUACUGAUUCAACAUCCUCCUGAAAUACUGCAGGUUGCUUUGUUCACCUCUCACCUGAACCAGACGGAUGAAAUCCCAGGCAGACAGAUGUUAUUUACUUCAUGCCCUGCCUUCUGUCCCUGGCAGAGGCCUGAAUUGAUGGACAUUGUUCACUUCUCCCAUUUCUCUUCACAACAAGCUGGUCGUGUAGCUGAGGCUGAGAAGAAUCGAGUGGCUGGCCCCCAAAAGCCAAACUUUCACUGGCACCUGAAAGAUGAACAAUAUUUAUUUUCAUAUGAGCUUUUGGGAGUUUUGGCUCACUUCAGAUAUGUGGAGCUGAAACUGGCAGUUCGACUUACGGGGAAGAUUACAGGGAGGGAGCAGCAGUUCGUGUGGAAAUAAACAAUGUUAAGGUGUCCCUGAGCCUGACAAAGGAAUAUUUGACUCUCAAAAGCUUCUGUCUUGAAAAUCUUGUGGUCUCUAAGGAGCUCCUGAGCUUGAAUCUAGCUCCUGGAUUUUUUUUAAAAAUGUGCCACAACAGACUAAUGCAGCGGCCCAACAUUCCCCAGCAAGCUUUCAUGGCAGACAUGGUUUAGAACUUGAGUCUCCCAGAUCCCAGCCCGGAUACUCUGACCACUACAAUGCAGUGUCUCACACCGUGAGCAGUCAGUCCCUCUUUGGAACAUUGUGGUGAAAAUCCAAAUUGGGAUGGCCGGUGCUCCUCUCUGUCAGAAACCCGACUGUGCAGAUUGACCAGCUCCUCGUUCAGUGAAAGAGAACAGAGCAUAAGGGUAGCAGUGGCAGGAGAGGGGGAGGCUGUUGCCCCCCUGUCUGCAGCAUGAGGUUAUCAGCUUUAACUUGCGUUACAGAGCUUGCCCAGAAGACAACUGCUUUCUUCCUGGCCCGAGCAAACAGUUGCCUUUUGUGUGCCUCAGGUUAAGAGUGUCGGUCUAGGAUCUGGGAGACUUGGGUUCAAAUGCCCACUUGUGCCAUGGAAACUCACUGGGUGCCCUGGAGCCAGCCACACUAACCGACCUCACAGCCACCCUAACGUACCUCACGGGAUGAUUGUGAGUCUAAAAUGGAGACGAGGAGAACGAUGUUAAGCUAUUUUGGGUCCCCACUGGGGAGAAAGACAGGGUACAAAUGAAUUAAAUAAACAAACUCUAACUGUA
Molecule: messenger RNA, 3580 nt
Organism: Sphaerodactylus townsendi
Lineage: Eukaryota; Metazoa; Chordata; Lepidosauria; Squamata; Sphaerodactylidae
Gene: DUS2
Product: dihydrouridine synthase 2
Exons: 16
Coding region: 265-1731 (488 amino acids)
Biological process (GO): tRNA dihydrouridine synthesis
Cellular component (GO): cytoplasm
Molecular function (GO): flavin adenine dinucleotide binding; tRNA dihydrouridine synthase activity; tRNA binding
Source: RefSeq, a predicted model, not a curated record